Molecule: messenger RNA, 837 nt
Organism: Podarcis lilfordi (Lilford's wall lizard)
Lineage: Eukaryota; Metazoa; Chordata; Lepidosauria; Squamata; Lacertidae
Source: the annotation of a GenBank genome assembly
AUGUUUACUUGGACGGUCUCCAAAACCAGCCGGCCGGCUGCUGAAGAAAAGUCCUUGCCGAGAAACAGAGACAUCUUCAGUGUCAUUGUCACUCCUGAUCGCAUCCCCAAAUUCUGCAUACCUUCCUUAGACGUGGACCACUUUGCAACUCAGCCUGAGACAGUGGGAGAUCCUCAGGAAGAGUCUCUGGGGAACAGACCCUCUGGGGAACCUGCCAAAAGACCCAGACCUAUCCGAAGCAAGUCUGAGAUGUGUGUUCGAAACGGAGGCAUUCUACAGCAACAGGUUUGUUGCAGACGAGAAACCCUGUGUCUGAGAGAUAUGGCUGUUCCUUCUGAACAUUUAGAAAGGGGAGGGUACCAUUCAGAUCCUGUGACACAGGCUGCUUUUUCCCUGCCCCACCUCCCUAAAAUCACCACCCCGUAUGGGUUCUUGACAUUGGGAGAAAGCCCCAACAUCCGAAGGAAAGAAUCUCUGUUCUUUGAGUAUGGACCUGCGGAGCUCAGGAUUCUCUUGUCCCAAAAGAAGGAGACAGCCUGCCUGUCACAACAUCCAGCCCUUCCUCUGACUGUUCACAGCCAACCAAAGAGCCAGGGAAAGUCCUCCAGCGGGAGCCCCAGGCCUGUUUUGUGGGACAAACAUUGCAAUAAAGAGGCUCCCUCUCCUCUCUGCUAUGCUCCGAGUUCUGAAAGAUGCACAAACAAAUGUAAGAAGAAAAGAUUUCAGCUGCUGAUGAAGAGACACCUGCCCAGCAUUAAGAGAUUGCGAUCAAACCGUGCACCAGACAAAAGGACAGUGAUUGAGUCAGAGAGUUCGCCAAGGGGCCUGGUCUCCUGA